Molecule: messenger RNA, 12000 nt
Organism: Closterium sp. Naga37s-1
Lineage: Eukaryota; Viridiplantae; Streptophyta; Zygnematophyceae; Desmidiales; Closteriaceae
Source: the annotation of a GenBank genome assembly
AUGAGCCAAAACGCCUUCUACAUAUUUCUGAUGAAGAAAGGAGAGUUGAAGCAGCAGGGGCAGCAAGGUGAGCCCCUGAAAACACAUUUACCUGCAUCGAUGCAGCCCCACCCGCCGUCGUUACAGCCCCCGCCUCAGUCGCGCCCGCAGAGCCUCUUCCGCAAGCCGCCUCCGCUGCUGGUGCCCGCGGGGGGGGACGCGAAGCUGGCGGGGAGCAGCAGCAAGGGGGCGGGCGCGGGGGAUGCGGGGGGGAGCGGAGCGGCGCAGGCGGCGGCGGGGGGCGAGUCGCGGAUGAAGGGAGUGGCGUCUGUGUUUAAGAAAGGCAUGUGGAAGUUCGGGGGGCUGCGGAAAGAAAAGGAAAGCUCCGCCACUAGCAGUGCCGCACCCUCCGCCACCAGCAACAGCAGCAGCAAAGGGGGGGCGGAAGCGCAGGCGGCAAGCCCCAGGCACUUUUACUCGGGCCCCUUCCCCUUCCCCGCGGACCGGCGCAAGACGACAGAGGCGCGGCGGUCCCAGCUGCGGCAGGGGCUGACGCCGCUGCAGGGCGUAGGCUCUCCGCCGUCGUCGUCGCUCGCGGUGUCCGUUACGUCGGAUACGCACAGCACGGACAGCGACGGUGUUACCAGUGGGUUCAAUUCGCACGCGGCGUCGCACGAGGUGCUGUCGCCGCUACCCCCGCACGUAAAAUCGCCUCUGGUCGGAGACAAGCCGAAGAAGAAAGGGCUUCUAGACUGGGACUUGCUGUCUCCUAACGCCGGCGGCCUGCUCGGGAGUAAGCGCGGCGCGAAGUCGUCGCAGCAGCAGCAGGAAGCGGCGGCGACCGCGGCGGCGGCGCUAUUGAGUAGCAGUCGCAGCGGGCGGCACGCGGACUCGCUCGCGGCGCAAGGGCGGGGUGUUAGCAGCGGCGCUAUUAGCGGGCCCAUACUACCGGGGAUGAUGCCGGGGCGUCUGGGCAGUAAGGGCGCGGGUAACCCGCCUGCUGACGACAAGUCUCUCGAUAUAAGCUUCCUGCGAUUGCGGCAGGUCGAGUCGCGCCUCUCCGCGCACUUCCCCACCACUCCGCCGUCCGCGGCGGCGGCGGAAAAGCACCCCCUCCCCUCCCCCACUCCCCCGCACGCGGGGCGCGGAGACACCCCGCAGCGCCCGCAGACGCCGGAAGAUCCGGGCGGACCGGAUUCGGCGCGCAAUCGAAUCCGAGUGAAGGGGUCCAGCAUGAAAGCGGAGGACGAGUCGCCCUCGUUACAGUCACGAGGGGCGGGCGCCGCCCCUGGUGAUUUUCUUGAUGCGCCCGGGGGCAGCAUGCGGGGGUGCGGAAGCGGAGGCGCGGGGGAUUCUGCGGGGAUGUCAGGGCGAGGAGGCGCGGGUGCUUCCGCGGGGGGAGCGGGAGACACGAUGAUAGAGGUGGAGGUGGAGGAGAUAGGCGAGGGCGGGGAGAUUAAGACUAAGACCAUCCCGGCGCGGCUCUUAGAAGCCACAGUGGUGCAUCAGGGCGCUUCGGGGAGGACAGUAUCGGGUCGCAUUAUGUUGGAGACGGGCGAGGUGAUGGUGGUACAGGUAGAGGAGGACGACGGACCACUCUCGCUCGCGCUGCAGGCGGCGCUGCCGCACGCCGCCAACGGGGAAAGGGAGCGCGCGCGGGAUAGGGAUAGAGACCGGGAGAAGGAAAGGGAUAGGGAUAGGGACAGGGAUAGGGAUCGGGAUCGGGAUAGGGACAGGGAGCGGAGGGAGAAGGGGAGUUUUCGCGGCGGGGAUGGCGCGGAUAGACCGCGGUCGAAGAGCGGGCGCGGGGGGGAGACGGGCGCGGAAGGGGAAUUGCGCUCCCGGUCGCGGUCGAGCAGGGGGGAGUCCGCGCACGAGCACCACAAGCGCGCGCAUGGGCUUCGCGGGGAGGACGAUUCUCGCCCCCGGUCGCGCUCUGGUCGGGGGGAGGGCGCGGAAGGGGAAGCGGGGGAGGUGCGCCCGCGGUCGCGGCAUAGCAGGGGGUCGGAGGGGCGGCGGUCCCGGAGCAUCCGCGUAGAUAGCGCGGAAGAUUGGGAGAAUGGACGGCCGAGAUCGAGAAGCGGGCGGGGGGAUGAGUGGGGCGGGGAGGGGGAGGGGAAAGCAAGGAGCAAAAGCAAGGGGGUGGCGGAGGGCGGGGAGGGCGCUUUGGAAGGAAUAGGGGAAGGUUCAGGGGGGGGAGAAGGAGCGCCACGUCAGCGGCGCUUGGGGCGCACGCGGUCGCGCGCACUGGAGGAAGCGGUGAAGGCGGCGAUGGGCGGGGACGGGGAAGCGGAGAGCACCACUCCGGGCGCGCUUGCCUCCGCCGACCCCCCGCUCUCCCCGCUGGAUGCGGUGCAGCCGCGCGCAGACGACGCGGCGCUCACACCAGGGUCGCGCGGAGGGGCUUCCGCCAAUGUCACUCCGCGCAGCAGGGCCAGAGGCGCGCGCGCUGGGGGGACGGGGGAAGGCGGGGCGGGCGCGCUGGAGUCCCCCGUGGGCGCUGCAGCGAGCCCCGCGGGCGGGGAGAGGCCGAGGCGCCCGCGGGAGCGCAGGCGGACACAGUCGCGGUCAGGCAUGGAGGAGAUUAUGCGGGGGGUCGAAGGCGCAGCGGAGGGCGCAGGGGGGGCGGGGGGCGCGCGCACCCCUGUGAGCCCCUAUCGGGGAAAGUCGUUUGGGCGGGGCGAGGACGCGGAGAGGAGGGAGAGGCGGCGGGAGAGGGGCAAAGAGGGGGCGUCUCCGCGGGAAAUGGGCGGAGCGGGGGCUGCGGGGGGUGAUGGCGCAGCAGCGCAGAUCAGACACGCCACGCCGCCCCCCACGCGGCCGCCCGGGGAGAGAGGCUACAGUAGAAGCCGGUCGAGGCGCGUGGCAGAGGAAGGGGGGGGGAGAGGGGCGGGGGAGGAGGGGGGCGGGGCGGGGAGAGGCAAACCCGCCAGGUCCCCGAUUGGGGGGAGGGGGAGCAGACGGCGGAGGAGCGUUUCAAGGGUGGGGGAGGAGUUUGGCGCAAUUACUCCCCCUGUGGGCACGCCCACUGCGCUCACCCCCACUGGCGUCUCCCCCAUGGCUGUUUCCCCCGGAUUCGUUCCCCCGACCUUGUCCAAUGGGGAAGGGGGAGGCGCGGGGAGCAAGGGGGGAGACGGGGCGGAGGGCGCAGUUUCGGAUAUGUUUGAAGGGUUUCAGGUGGGUGCUGUGGUUGAGAGAGUGGCGGAGCGGUUGCAGGAGCAGGGAGAGAAGCGGAGGGAGAGAGCAGGGGGGAGGGGCGGGAAGGAGGAGGGGCGGGGGACGGUGCGAAAAGUGCGCAAGGAUGAGUGGGAGAGGAUUAAGGAGAGGGAGAGGGGCGCGGGGAAGAGCGGACGGGCGGUUGAGAAUGGGGAGAGGGCGGAGAGGGGGAAAAAGAGGGAGGAGGAUGUGAGGGCGAAGGGAGGAGAGGCGGGAGGAGAGAAGGAAGGGGAGAAGGAAAGUGAAAGGGAAAGAGAGGAGGGGAGGGAGAAGGGCGAUGACAAGCAGGAAGCAGAGGGAGUUGAGUCUGUGGGGGCCAUUGGGGGUUGUACGGAGGUAGGUAUGGAGGGAGUCGAGUCAGUGGAAGCUCAUUCAGAGGUUCAAGAGAAGCAGGGAGAUGGAAAGGCUGGUAGUGCGGUGGUAAGGGCGGGAGCAGGAGGGGAGGAGGGCAUGGGGGCAGCAGCAACGGCGGCGGAGAGCAGGGAGGAAAUGGAGGCGGGAGAGAAGGCGGUGCAGCAGCAGGAGGUGGCAGUAGCAGCCGCCCCUGCUACAGUUCUCCCUGCAGGCCCACUGCCAACGGUGCCUGUGGGGGGAGUGGGGGGAGCGGGCAUGGACGAGGAGGAGCGCAAGGUGCUGCAACUCAAGGGGCUCGCGCGCCCCUCCGCGCUUGCUGUCGCCGUCUUCUCCCCCACCUCCGCCCGCCUCAUCUCCCCCUCCGCCACCACCUCUCAAACCACCUCCCCUGGGUCCGCCCGCCUCGUCUCCCCCACUUCCGCCAGCAUCCUCUCCCCCACAGCUGCCGCCGCCUCAGGUGCCGCGUCAGGUGCCCCUUCAGGUGCUCCGUCAGGUGCUGUUUCCCCUGCCAUUGUGUCGCCUGCCAGCCAGCCGUCACCAGGGUCGGUGCGAGCAGGCCUCUUCUCAUCUGCAGCGGGUGCUGCUGCAGCAGUGGGAGGGGGCGUGCUGAGAGCGUUGACUCACAGCAAGUGGCGUGGUGGCGGUGGCGCUGCCAGUCCCGGCAGCAGCAGCAGCAGCAGCAACGCCCCCCCCGCAGCAGGAGCAGGAGCAGGAGCAGGAGCAGCAGUGGUGUCUCCUACCGGUGACCGUGACGCGGCUCUCAUGCAACAGGCGGCGGAAGCAGCUGCUGCGUUUGCUGCUGCGGGGAGCAGCGGGCAGGGGAGCGGGGGCGGAGGGGGAGGCGGAGAGGGGGGGGGCGCGGGCGCGGAAGAGAUGCAGGCGCGGACGGCAGUGGGGAAGGCGAUCGUGCAGAGCCGGCUGGCGCAGGCGCGGCGGUGUGUGACAGUGGGGGAGCUGGACGUGAGUAACAAGCUUGCUGCGCGCAAGAAGGGGCAGUGGGGGCGGACAGGGCCGGGCAGCGGCAAGGAGAGAGAGGGCGACGUGCUGAGCCCGUGGGACCGGCUGAAGGAGACACGGAAACUGAUGCCGCUGGCGAGUUUCAGGGGGCGGGGCGCGGAGGGCGAGGAGGAGGGCGGGCAUGUGGGGCUCAUGGCGAAGCUCAUGGGGCGCAGGGAGAAGGGCGCGCAUGGGGGAGGCGCGGAGGGGGAGGGCGGGGGCGAAGGCGGGGCCGAGGGCGGGGGCGAGGGAAGAAGCAUGAGGCGGAUGGGGUCUGUGGAGACAGGGACGAGGGUGCGGCUAGUGGAGCAAGGCAGGGCCGUGUCAGACGGGGCUAUGCUCGCCGCUGCUGCAGAGGCCGCCACUGCCGCCGCCACUGCUGCUGCCGCUGCUGCCGCUGCUGCUGCUACUGCUCCUCCUGUUGCUGCUGAAGCUGAAACUGAUGAUGGGAGUGGGAGCAGGGAGGGGGAUGCAGGCGCGGGUGGUGAGACUGGUAUGGGCGCAGCGAUGGAUGUUGAUGCAAGUGCUGCUUCUGCUGCGGAAGGGAAGGUCGAGAGUGGUGGUGAUAUGGUUUUAGGCGAGGGGGGACGGCUGGUUGUGGAAGAUGGGGCGGAUGGAGGGGAGGCGAGGGCUAUGGAGGGAGUGAGAGGAGGAGGCGGUGAGGUAAGUGUGGGGGAUGUGGAGAUGAGGGAGGAGGAGGAGGGAGAGGGAGGGGAGAGAAUUGGUGGGGAAGCAAUGGACGAGCAUGACAGGAUGGAAAGCGAGAGGUUGGAAGGGAGAGGGGAGGAGGAGAGAAUGGAGGAGAGGAGGGAGGAGGAGAGGAGGGAGGAGGAGAGGAGGGAGGAGGAGAGGAGGGAGGAGGAGAGAAGGGAGGAGGAGAGGAAGGAGGAGGAGAGGAGGGAGGAGGAGCGAAGGGAGGAGGAGAGAAGGGAGCUACUUCGGGUGGAGGAGGAAAGGAAGGAGGAGGAGAGUAGAAUGGCAGCAAGGCUUGAAGAGGAAAGACGCGAGAGCGAAAGGGUUGCGUUGGAGAAGGAAGAGGAGGAACGAAGGGAGCGAGAGAGGGCUGAUGAAGAGAGAAGGGUUCAGGAAGAGCAACGACUAAUGGAGGAGCGAGAGGAGGAAAGGAGAAGGGAAAAAGAGAGGGAGGAGGAGGAGAGAAGGGAAAGGGAGCGGGAGGAGGAGGAGAGAAGGGAAAAGGAGAGGGAGGAGGAGGAGAGAAGGGAAAAGGAGAGGGAGGAGGAGGAGAGACGGGAAAAGGAUAGGGAGGAGGAGGAGAGACGGGAAAAGGAGAGGGAGGAGGAGGAGAGAAGGGAGAAAGAGAGGGAGGAGGAGGAGAGAAAGGAAAGGGAGAGAGAGGAAGAAGAGAUAAGACAGAAGGAGAAAGCAGAAAAGGAGAGGAAGGAAAGGGAGAGAGAGGAGGAAGUGAGUAGGAAAACGGAAAGAGAGGAGGAGACGAUGAGAUUGGAGAGAGAGGAAGGGGAGAGAUGGGAACGAGAGCACGAGGAAGAGGAGAGGCGAGAGAUGGAGAGGCAGGAGGGCGGCAGGAGAGGCGGCGGCAAGGGGCAAGAGCAGGAGGCGAGGGGAGGGGGGUUGCGGGAGAAGGACAAGGGGGGCAAGAGCGAGCAGGAGCAGCUGCUGCUUCAGUUUCUGGAUGAAGAGUGCCGGAGAGAAGAGGGCUCAAAAUGGCAAGGUGGCAAGGGGCGCGGGAGAGGGCGACGGGGGGAUGAUGAUGCUGGGAGUGGUGGUGAGAGCGAUGGGGAGGGACGCGGAGUGGUGCAUGAGAGGGAGGAGGAUGAGGAAGGGGACCUGUAUGGUGAGUGGGAAUCAGAGAGGAGGGUGGAGGGCAGGGGAAGGAGAGGGAAGGCGGCAGAAGGGGAGGAGGAGGAUGAGGAUGAGGAGGAAAGAUAUGAUGGUGUUGCAGCAGGUGUGGUGGUGGGGGAGGGAGAGGAAGAUUUGUAUGGGGAAGUGAGCGGUCGGGAGGUAGAGGUUGAGAGUGGUGGAGGGGAGGGUGAGGUGGUGGAGGAUGGUGGAGAGGUGGUGUGGAUGGGGAGAGACAGGGGGGUGAAUGCAAGGAGGGGUGAUUGGGAAGGAGCGGAAUGGGAGGAGGAGGAGGAGGAGGAGGAGGAAGAGGAAGAGGAAGAGGGAGGAGUUGGUGGGGCUAAGGGUGGUUUUAGAGGGAGGCACGGAGAGGAGGGAGUGGAGGGGGAAUGGGAGGAGGGAGAGGGAAUGGUGGUGGAGGAGAAGGGAGGUGUGGAGGGUGGGGGAGAGAAGCGGAAGAAGGGACGGGGCAGGUUUGGGGUGAAGGGUGAGGGGGUGCACGCAGGAGAGGAUGAGGAGGACGAGGGAGGAGUGGUGGAGGUAGGGAAUGAGGAAGAGGAGGUGGAAGGCGGGGAAUGGAGAGAGGACGGGGAGAAGGGCACGCGGGAAGAAAGGCGGACGCAAGGGGAGGAGGGGGGGCAGGGGGAUGGAAAGGAGGAAGGAGUGGGGGGUGCAGGGGAGGAGGGAGGUGUGGAGGGAGCAGGGGAGGCGGCAGGGGAAGUGGCAGGGGAAGGGGCAGGGGAGACAGCAGGAGAGGCAGCAGGAGAGGCGGGAGGAGAGGCGGCAGGGAUGGAGAUGGAACCAGAGGUGCUGCUGAUGCGGCAGGAAGGCAUUCGCGGGCCUGCGAGAAAGAGCACCGGGCCGGGCGUUAGCGAUGGGGAGGUGGAUGGGUUGGAGGAGGAAGGAGAGUUUGAUGAUGAGUAUGAGGAUGAGGAGGGUGAGUAUGAGGAGGGGGACGAGGAGGUUUACAGUGACGAGGAGUAUACGGAUGAAGAAGGGGAGUAUGAGGAGGAAUAUGAGGAGGAGUAUGAGGGCGAGUAUGAUGAGGAGUAUGAGGAGGAAUAUGAUGAGGAGGGAGAGUAUGAGUAUGAUGAAGAGGGCGAGUAUGAGGAGGAGGGGGAAUACGAGGAGGGGGAGUCUGACGAUGAGGAGUAUGAUGAGGAGGAGGUGGGGGAGGGGGAGGAGCUAGAAGGGGGUGUGGGUGCAGGCGCGGGGAGGGGCACAGCAGCAGCGGGAGCAGCAGCGGCAGGUGGGGUGGUGGGUAGAAGGCGGGUGGGUGGGGCCGUGGGAGGAGCGGGCGGGAGAGGCAGGGGAGUGGGCAGGGGCAGGCCGCCUAGACCCCCGGGAGGGGUGCGGAGACCUGUGGGGGCGCGAGGAGGGGAGGUGGGGGAGCAUGGGGAUGAGGAGGAAGGGGAGUUUGAGGAGGAGUAUGAGGAUGGGGAGGGGUUGCACGAGAUGGAGGAGGAGGAGGGCGACUGGACAGAGGACGAAGCUGAUUUUGAUGAUGAGGAGUUGGGUGAGGAGGAGGAAGAGGAGGACUUUUUGGAGAAGGAGGGGGACGAGGUGGGACCGAUGGUGCCGCGGAGGAGGAUCACGGGGCGCAGAGGGAGGUACAGGGAUCAUGGGGAUGAUGAGGACGAGUAUGAGGAUGAGGAGUAUGAUGAUAUGGAUUUUAUUGAUGAGUAUGAUGAGGAGGACGAUGGGUUGGGUGAGAGAGGCGGGGAGGAGGAAGAGGAGGAGCGGCCACCGGAGUUGAUGUAUGUCCGCUCGCUGUCCACCCUUCGCCGCCCGGAAAUCGCGCAGAUGCAGGGCGGCGGCGUGACGCCCGCCGCCCGGCAGGUGUACUACGAGUUUGGGCCGAUCGGGGCGGCGAGGGUGCGCGCGCAGCAGUGCCGCGACCACUGGUCGUGGCUGUUCAUGCAGUAUCUCGAAACCAUGCUGCCACGCCUGGCAGUGCAAGAUGACGAUGAUAUCAUGAGUCUCACCAGCACGGGGGAUCAUUUAGACGAUGACGAUAAUCUCGCCUUCCCCAGCGCUGCCAGCAGCACUGCGUUUGGGAGCAGCAGAGGUGCGACGACGGCAGUGGCCGGUGGAGGAGGGGGGGGUGCGUGGCCGGAGGGGGGGCCGGGAGUGAGGGUGCUGCGGCCGGUGGGGCGGACUAACCGGAACUGGUCGGUGGCGGGGGCGUUGAGGGAGUUUGAAUGGGUGAAGCGGAAGUUCCGAGGGGUGGCGGAGAGUAGCGAGCGGUUGAACGAGGUGCAUGUGGGUGAGGCGUUUGUGGCGGGGCUAUCCGUAUGGCUCAAGUACUGGGAGCAGUGGGGGGAGAACCGACCCAAGUGGCAGGGCGAGGAGGAGGACGACAAUGAAGACGACCCAGCAGCACCAGGUGGGGGCAGUGGUGGUGGUGGUGGUGGCGCCGGUGGUGGUGCUGGUGGUGGGAGUCUCGGGGGCACGUCUCCUGUGCGAUUCAAUGACUCUGCGACUAGCUCCCCCUGGAGGGACCUUCCCAACAGCUCCAAUAGCUCGCCCUGGCGUGGGGAUAGAGAUGAGGGGGGGGACGGCAGGGGGAGGUACGCGCACAGUGAUUUGGGGGGCGGAGGGGGAGGGUAUGCGGGGAGCACAGGAGGAGGGGCGUAUGGCAGUGGGAGGAGGCCUAGUAACGUGGCUGCGGGGCUGUCCGGCGCAGGAGGGGACGUGCAUACGUACGGGCCAAAGCGCUGGGGCCCGGAAGGUAGCCUGCAGUCUCGCCUCGUUGCCGAGGCGCUGGGAACAGGACAAGCGCUGCCGACCACGUGCCAGCACGACGAUAUUCUCCGGGUGGCGGGGCUGGCGGCAGCGAUCAGCAGCUGGCAGCCGUCCACUGCGUGCAUGUGCCUGCUGCGCCUACUCGACCGCAUGGCCCAGUUCGAACUCCUCUCCCUCGGGAUCACCAUCUCGCCGCACCGCGACGCUGCUGCUGUCGCAGCCGCCACUGCUGCGGCUUCAGGGGUUCACGGGUCGGUGCGAGGAGGAGGGGCGCUGGGGCCGUCGGCGCGGCAUCACCUGGCAGGGAUUGGCAAUGAGGGGAGUAUGCCGUCGUCGCCUGCUGGGUCGCGGCGGCGCUCGGAGAGUUUCACGAUGGGCGGUGGGGGAUUGGCGGAGCAGACAGGGCCUAUUCCCACGUCCUUUAGCGGCGGGUUGCUUGCUUUCACUGCGAAUUUCACCCGCCCGACCACUCCGUUCUUUGGCAUCGGGUCCUCCUCUGCUGCCUCCCACCCCGCCCCCCCGCCUCCUGAACCCACUCCGCCGCCCGCCCCGCCGUCCAAUGUGAGCUCGCCACCUGUCUCGGACCUGUCAGGAGGGCCGCAGAUCGCUGUGGGGCCCAUGGGGAUGGCAGGGAUGGGGGGCAUGGGGGCAUUGGUGCGUGCACCGGCCAACCUCCCUGCGUGCCGAGCGUUCGUAAUGGCAUGCCUGAAGGCCAUUCUCUCGUCCCAGUACGAGAAAUCCGGAGGCGCAGCGGCGGCCAGCCGGAGAGCCAUGUCCGCAGCAGCAGCGGCAGCAGCAGCCGGGGGAGGAGGAGCGGGAGGCGGAGCGCUGUCAGGCGCAGACGGAGCGCUGCUAUCAGUACGGUCAGCAGGGCGGAAACCCUGGUGCCCCAUCCGGCUGUCCAGCCUGGCGGAGGUGGCGUUAGCAGAGGGAAUAGCCCGCGCGAAGCACAGCGAUUUAGUGGAGCGGUGCGAGGAGAUCGACCGGCUGUAUGACUCCCUGGGGCUGGAUCCUGGCCUGCUGGCCAUGAACCUAGCGGCUGAGAUGCGAGAGCUGCAUUUCCUGCAGCCGGGGGAUUUGAUCUCCCUUGCUCUGCACUACGAGCAUAUUGGGCUAGAGGAGGCGGCUUUCCACGUGUGCCUGCGGGCUGUGGCGUCCGGGAGACUCACCACGGAUGGGUUUGACCAUGUGAUCCGCAUGGUGUUCCUGGGCAGCGGGGCGGAGUCCAUCAACGCGCGCUUCGCACGGCUGGCAACGGCGGUCAAGAACGCGCACAUCGCGAAUGUGGAGGCCACGGGCGCGGCGGCGGGCGCGCGCGCAUCGUCAUACAUCGCGGAAUUCGCAGAUGCGAUGCUGAGGAACGGAGAGCUGAAGCAGCACCACCCGUGGGCGUACGAGGUGACGCUCAACUUCCUCCGAAUGAACACGCGCGGCGGGGGCCUGGGCGGGGGCGCGGGCAUCGGAGGCAUGGCAGCAGCAGGCGCCGGGGACUGGCGCGAGAGAGAGCUCUGUGCCCUAGUGACUCUGAACCGCUGGCUGGGGCUGACAGCCGCAGGGGGGGUAGCAGGAGGGCUGGCGGGAGGGGAGAAGUCGCUGGAAGCGGCGCAGGACAGGGCGGUGGAGAUAGUGGAGCAGAUGGCGCAGCCUGAGGUGACGGUGGGGUGGGCGGUGUGGCUGCGGAUGGGCAAGACGGUGGAAUCGGAGCAUUACCUGCCUGUUCUGCUCGAGUCCAUGCAAGUCAAAUCCAUCAUGCAUGUUUAUGAGGUGCGGCGCCUUGGAUGGGUGGGGUGCGGUGGGGUUGGGUGGGGUGGGUUGGGGUUGGGUGGGAUGGACCGUGCAAGCAUGCAGCCUGAAUAUCAUUCCGCAGCACGCCUCUCACAAGCACCAUCCCCCUUUGUGUCUCCGUCUCCCUCCCUCCACCCCCCCUUCUCCCUUCCUCCCCUCCUCCCCUCGUCCCGUCCUCCCGUCCUGCCAUCCUCCCAUCCUCCCAUCCUCCCUUCCCCACUCUCCCCCUGUCCGUCCGUCCCCUUGCAGAGCAUAGAGGAGGACGGCACGUGCCAGGACGCGCAGCAGCUGGAGCUAUUCGACUGGGGGCUGCAAGGCAUCCUAAGCAUAGAGGAGGACGGCACGUGCCAGGACGCGCAGCAGCUGGAAGUAUUCGACUGGGGGCUGCGGGGCAUCCUGGUGGGCCUACCAGACAAGGACCCGGCAGCGGCGCUGCUAGAAGUGAUCUACCCCCUGGAGGAGGAGAAGGCGGAUCUCACGCUCGCCAUGGCUGCGCGAUUGGCGGCGACGUCCUCCCCUGUGGAUAGCAGGAUGUGGCCGCUUGCCAACACCACGUCGUUUGUCGCCCACCUGCUCGUGCUCACCGAUGGAUGUGCGUGGGGCGGAGGGAGGGAGGAGGGCGGGAGGGGCGGGGGGGGUUGGGAUCGAGGGAGGGAGCAAGGUUGGAGGUGUUGUGCUGCGCCUGUCGGCUUUGUUGUAGAGAGCAGUGAGGCUGAGCUCAGUGUGCGUGAUGUGGCGACUGUUCUCGUGCUUCCCGAGGCCCCGAGAAGCUUGAAUGACUGUGCGUGGUGUUGCAUGGAGGGGAGUGAGGAGUCUCAAAUCUCAAGCACUCAGCGUGAAUGCCCUUGUUGGUGCUUUCCACAUACUAACCGCAUCUUCCGGCUCUCCUCCUCUCUCACCCCCAUCCCUCCCCGCACACCCCACCAUUCACGCCGUGCACGUGUUGCUGCUGUGCGAGCAGGGGUGUUGGACGCACGGCAGAUGUCCCGGGCAGUGAACGUGGCGACGAGGCUGUGGGGGUGGGCCAUGCCCAAGCGCUCCCAGCUCAUGGAGCAGUGCGAGGUGCGUGCGCUGGGGAUGAGGGGGCAUGGGGAUGAGGGCCGUUGA